UCGAACUGAGUCGCAUUUUUUUAAGUGAAAAACCUACUAUAACAACAACAAAAACUACAACAAUGGCAUUCAAGGUUGUACUCUCCGUUGUCCUUCUGGCAUUGAUUGCCUGCACCCAGGCGAAACCUGGUGGUCCGGCUGCCUAUUCGAUCAGUGCUCCUAGUGUCGAUCAUGCCUCUGUUGGUAGCACUCAGGAGCAUACUGUUAAGGGUCAUUAUGGACAAUCCUCGCAAUCGGACUAUGCCAGCCAGGUUCAGACCGCCCAUUCGCAAUCCCAUGUCCAGCGUUCGAGCAUCAGCAAUGAUGCUGGUCUGGCGCCCGUUGCCGCUCAUGGUUAUGCAGCUGCUCCGGCCCAUGCCAUCGCUGCUGCUCCGGCCUAUUCCUUGGGCUAUGCUGGACACACGGCUCCAGCUCAAAUCCAGGGCGUAGCCUAUGGCGGACAUUAUGGAGCCACGGCACCGGCUAUUCAGAUCUCCGGACUGGGACACUUGGGUCAUUCCGUGCAAUUGGGUCACUCCCUGGGACUGGGAGGCUACAGUGGCUAUGGAGGCUAUGGAUAUGGCGGAUAUGGUUCUUAUAGUGCCGCUCCAGCCAUAUCGCAUGGAUAUCUGGCCCAUGCCCCAAUCGCCGCUGCACCAGCUCCGGUUGUUAAAUAUGCCGCUGCUCCUUCGUACGCUCCUGGAAUCAUUGGACAUGGCAUUGGAUUGGCCGCCCCCGCUUACGCAGCCCCCGCCUAUGCUGCCCCUGCCUACGCUACGCAUCUAGCUGCCCCAGUGGUUAAGGCCGCUGUUGCCGCACCCGCCCUUGUGCAUACAUCGGUCUCUGGUCAUGGUAUUCACUAUGGCUACUAGGGGAUCCAUCGCUUACCGCCCACCGCACCGUCACUUAGCCCGCUCCCCCGUGCUACUCCUACAUUACCAAUACACACUCAAGCAUACACACACACACACACACACAAGUACAGAUACCGCCGCCUACUAUCCCGUUUGGCUAACUAACACUAAUAGGAACAAUAAUACCCAGAGCGUGUCAACGUUAGCUGUUCGCCUUAAUUAAAACUCAAUUUGUUAACUGCACCGAGAAGAGCCUGUGACCUGUGAGAGGCGACGGCAGCGGCGGCGGCGGAGCCUCACCUGACCUCACCUGGGCAACGAUGAUGGAAGCCAGCGAUGCCGCACGCUUCACUCUGCUCCGCUUUUUUCUGUAUUAUUAUUAUGGUUUUUUUUUGUGUGUUUUAUUUUUCCUAUUAUCGUGUUGUUAGCCCGGCCCCAGAGCUUAAACUUAUAGCCACCCCGCCCUCCUCUCAACCACCAACCCUCCUGUGUGUGAGUGUUUUGUUUUUUUUUUUAUCGCGGUUGAAUUUACGUUGUAUUUAAACUUAUUUUGUAAACUGAAACGAAAUGCAUGUGGAAAUGUUGGAAAAAAUAAACUCAUUGUUAUGAACUGGCUGGCUGGCAAAUGAUGACAUGGCAGGGAGGAGGACUCGAAGGACGUUUUUUUUUUCGCCUGUCGCAUAUAUGAUAUAUGAUAUAUGAUACAUUGCAAGAGCACAGUUGCAGUGCUGCAUGCUUUUUUUUUCUUACUAUACUUUUGGCCAUGAUGCAAAGCAGAAGCAGGCUGAGAUUUAUAUGCCACGCAUCAGUUGAUCAGCAUACUUUAUGGGGCAUAACACGCUCAAUAUGCGUUUCAUAUGGUUAAAGCUAAAAGUUACUACUCUUAGUAUUAUAUACUAUCCCUAUGAAACGCACUGUUUGGUGGCCAUAAAUAUAUGUAUGUAUCUAGCGAAUGUAGUCCAGCAAAAUAGCAAGUGAAAGUGCAAAGGCCCAGAAAACCAAUUUACGUCACCAUCUCGCACAUGGGGGCAGGGCACAUGGCCCCCGAAAUAGAUGAUAACCCGUUUAUUUUCGGUCCUGGCCUAAAAUAUUGCCUAGAACAUAGAACAUAUCCCUAGCAAUUCGAUGGCUAUUCAAAAUGUCACUGAGUUCGCGAUGGAGAGUGAAAGUCGAAAGUUGGAGCUAGCCAAAGCUAAGUUGAAUGAUGGCGUUGAGCGGCGAGGGACGACAGCUUUAAGGGCCAUCAACAAGGAUAACUCUAAGCCCGGGGAUAACUGCAGGGGGGCGGGUAGGCGUUCUUAGCUUUUCCAGAGAAAAAUCUGGAAUAUAAAUAAAUCUUUUCACGCGCAUUUUGUGUUAAUUAAAGUGGCCUGCCUGCUGCAUGUUGACUUCCCUGGAAAAAUUCAUAUUUUUAUCUUUUUUUUUAGUUUAUUUGUGAUAAAAAAUGAAACUAACAACUGUUUUCUGCGGAAUUUCUCCUUUUCUCUUAAUUAUUUAUUCAUUUUGAUUGACUGUUUAAAUAAUAAGCAAGGCUUGCUUAUGAUUUUGUGGCUUAAAAGUUGGAAUUAUUUAACAUUUAAAAGCUGCCAAGCUGGCUAAGCUGUUGAGUUAAUUGAUUAAGUAAAAAAUUAGCUUGUUUUAAGAUAUAACUAAAAGGAUUUCUGCACUCAAAAAAUAGUAUAAAACAUAAAUUAUAAAAUUCUUAUUUAGAUAUUUAACAAAAACGCACUUUUUUUUAAAGAAAAUUGGCAAAGUUUGAAGGAGAUUUUCUAGCAACUACAAAAUUUUUCCAAUUUGUCAACCAAAUUUACUAAAAUUCUUAAUAAAUCCCUAAAUUUGAUAGCCAUUUCUUUGUUAAUCUAUAAAUAAACAACAAAAUUUCUAUUUCUAUUUAUACAAAAAUAAUUUCCAAGUGACAUUUUCCUUGACAUUUAUUAUAAACAAUCAGUAACCACACUAUAUAAGCAUUUUCCACUUGCCAAUUGCUGGCCACUUGGGACCGAAAGUUACUUCCUAAUUAUGCAGCUAAUUAGGAAACUAAACUAGAAGUGCUAGUGCUAGUUUGUUCUCUCUCUCUCUCUCUUUUUUGAGAGGGGAAUUUUCCUAGUGCAAUUUUCGUGUUUUCCCAGGACAUGCAAAGUUGGCCACAGGUGGGUAGUGCGAAAGCGAAGCACUAUGGCUAGGAAACCUCCAAGGGAAAACACUUUGUUUAUCUUUGUAUCUGAAUGCUGUGCUUUGUUUUGCCAGUUCGUUUGGGGAAAUGAACAGGAUGCGGUCCUACGCAUACAUAGAUACAAACACACUCACACUCACAUAUAUAGACACAGGCAGGAUCCUUCCUACUAACAGGAUACGCACGCACACGUGGGCUUAUUUAGUAACUAUAUUUGCACUGCGUCUCUCAUUCGGCUAGUUUUUCAAUUCUUUUUCCAUUUUCUUUUUUUUUUUUUUGUUUUUUUCCUAUAUGCUUCUCUCUUUUUUUCUUUUUUGAUUUUUCCUUUUUUUGCUUUUGGUAUGCUUUUGCCUAGCUGGCCUGUUUGCUUUUUCCUGUUGGCCGGUGUUUGUGUAUUUGCCUGGCCGGACACUAAAUUGGAAUUUUCCAUGCAAAUAUGGCCAAGGAAAAUGGGGUUGCUUUUUGGUCGCCUUCUGUGUCGUUUUUUCAAUUAAUAUUUGGUCUACAAAUUAAAUUAGUUUCGAUGAUCACUAACUCUCUCUCUCUCUUUAAGAUUUAUUAGCCUUCAUGUUGUGUGGAAAUGGCUUAGUCAGCGUGUCGUCUCCCUGGCUAAUGCAUUUGUCGUGUUUUGGCUUUCGGAUAUCGGUGAUUGCCAUAUUCCGGUUUUUGCCUCGUUUUGUACUUGGCAAGCCAAGCUGCCACUUACUGUUUACAUUGGCCCGCAACGGCAGGUGUCCUGCCAAGACUGAAAGACCCCUUCAAGGACAUCCUCUUUUUGCCAGCAGCCCCCUUAGGGGGCCAUUCGAUUGUCACCUGUUGGCCAGAAUGCUGCUUGGAGGCCCAAAAUUGCAUAACACUCUCGUUCUCUCAUUCUCUUAAUUGUUUGUGGCAACACAAACAAGUGCAACGCCCAGAAUUAUGUCUAUAUUGCCUGUGGCAAGGUCAUGGUUUUCCUGCUUCUAAGUGGGGUUAACUCAGCUAGAGAGUCUCUAAAUAUUGGUAAGCAUUUUUGGUAGUAAUUCCUUGUUUUAAAUGGUUUUUAAAAGUUAGGCAAUGGUUUAAGUGGUUGAUUUAUAAAUUGUUAGGAAAAUUCAUGAGAUUUCCCAUAACAAAAAUCAAAGUUUUUCAAGACCAAAACCCAACCAGAUUAUAGCCAUAACUACUUUCAAUUCCACUCAUCUUUUAUUAAUAUCUUUUUCUUCCAGUGCAGUUAUGGAUGCACACGUGGCAAGUGGCCACUCAAAGGAUUCAAUGUUUCGCCAUAUAUGUUUGCAUUGGACUUUGCUAUCCACUGGCCUCAUCAUCAGCCUCAUUCACAUCCACUUUCUCAAUCCUCAUCCCAAUUAGUUGGCCCGCCACCCC
Molecule: messenger RNA, 4368 nt
Organism: Drosophila eugracilis
Lineage: Eukaryota; Metazoa; Arthropoda; Insecta; Diptera; Drosophilidae
Product: cuticle protein 21.3
Exons: 5
Coding region: 63-851 (262 amino acids)
Source: RefSeq, a predicted model, not a curated record